Messenger RNA from Aspergillus pseudonomiae, 672 nucleotides. RefSeq lists its product as uncharacterized. The transcript is spliced from 3 exons. The record is from RefSeq and is a predicted model, not a curated record. NCBI's taxonomy places the organism in Eukaryota, Fungi, Ascomycota, Eurotiomycetes, Eurotiales, Aspergillaceae. Bases 1 to 672 code for a protein of 223 amino acids.
AUGCAGCAGGCUCUGGCCAUCCUUGCUCUAUAUCUAUCAGCCCUGGCCGUUGGCCAAGGCCUCCCUAUGAAUAAUUUCAUACCUCCUCCUCGUCCUCCUCAUCCCCCACCAGUGGAACUCAUAGCAACGAAUUUACACAAGAACUGUAAAGACUUUGAGAUUUCCUCCGCGCGCCGUGAUGGAUCAGUGAGGCGGCCAGGCUCACCAGACUCAACCGCAUCAUACUCAGGGUCAGAAGCCCGGCGUAUGCGUCGCGCAGAUGAUGUAGAUGGCGACGUCCUCAUCGCAAACUGCAAGAAUCCUCAAGGCAUAGUGCACGAGGUCACUCUGAGCCUCAACCGAUGUUUUGGCUGGGAUCCCGAGAACAUAGGUCUUACUGCGCAGUUGAAGUAUGCAUCUUGCUUUGCUAUAGCUAUUGUUGCUGUAGCAGUGGAUAUGGACUUCAGAGAGGCGGAUGCGUCAACUGUAGAUAUGCGCGAGGGCCACAGCCAUCCGAUCCUGGUACAAUAUUCUGUACCUGCAAGACAAACCCGCGACUACAACAACCAAACCAUAACAUUAGGUGGUGUCAUCCAAUAUAACGCCAGGUCUGGGCUUAUCAGCUGCCAUGGUGUGGAAGGGACCGAUUUGGGACCAGUGCCUCCUGCCCCACGUGGAGACGAAGCUGUUUAG